AUGGCACUGCUGAAAGUCAAAUUCAAUCAGAAGAAACGGGUAAAGCUAGCGCAGGGACUAUGGCUCAUGAACUGGUUUUCGGUGUUUGCUGGAAUCCUUGUUUUUAGCAUGGGAUUGUUCCUCAAAAUUGAGCUCCGGAAGCGAAGCGAGGUGAUGGACAAUUCUGAAAGCCACUUUGUGCCCAAUUCUUUGAUAUUGAUGGGUAUAUUAUCCUGCGCCUUCAAUGGUUUUGCUGGAAAAAUUUGUUACGACUCUCUGGAUCCCGCUAAAUUUGCCAAGUGGAAGCCUUUGCUGAAACCUUACCUGGCUCUGUGCUGCGUCUUUAACAUGCUCCUUUUCUUCGUGGCUCUGAUUUGCUUUCUCAUGCGGGGCUCCCUGGAGAGCACGCUGGCCCAGGGGCUGAAGAACGGCAUGAAGUUCUACCGGGACACGGACACCCCCGGGAGGUGCUUCAUGAAGAAGACCAUCGACAUGCUCCAGAUCGAGUUCAAGUGCUGCGGCAACAACGGCUACAAAGAUUGGUUCGAAAUCCAGUGGAUCAGCAACAGAUAUCUGGACUUCAGCUCCAAAGAAGUGAAAGACCGGAUCAAAAGCAACGUGGACGGGCGGUACCUGGUGGAUGGAGUCCCCUUCAGCUGCUGCAACCCCAGCUCCCCCAGGCCCUGCAUCCAGUACCAGGUCACCAACAACUCUGCCCACUACAGCUACGACUACCAGACCGAGGAGCUGAACCUGUGGCGCCGCGGCUGCCGGGAAGCGCUGCUCAGCUACUACAGCAGCAUGAUGAGCUCCAUGGGCGCCGUCAUCCUCCUCGUCUGGCUCUUCGAGAUGUCAGUGAUGGUUGGCCUGCGCCUGCUGCACACCUCCCUGGAAAGCAUUGCCAAUCCUGAAGACCCUGAAUGCGAGAGUGAAGGGUGGAUCCUGGAGAACAGCCUGAAGGACACUUUCAAAUCUGCGUUGGAGAACUUGAAAAAGCUGGGUAAGUUCAACCAGGUGGAAGCAGGAGCCGAAGGGGCCGAAGGAGAGGAAGGCGGGAAGACGCCAGCCAUCACAACAGUCAGCUGAGCUGCUCGCUGAGGUGGACUUUUUCUCAGAGAAAAAUAACAAAAACUGAGAAUUGUGAAUAUAUCUACAUUUGAAAAGCUAUGUAUCAACCACCAGAAUACACAUUUCUACGCACGUUCGCUUUUGUACACGGGAGCAUACAACAUAGUGCACCUUGAGAUAAAACACUUAUCCACAAUGUGAGUCCACCAUAUCCAGAUCCUUUUGGGAAUAUGACCCCAACUAGGACUUGUAAUAUUCACAUGUUCCCUUAUCAGAGACAGUUAGUUUAAGAAAAAAAAAAAAAAGAAAAAAAAAAAGAUUGCUGGCAUCACAUGGCAAUCCAUUCCAUCUUAUUUUGAAAUUAAAAGUGGAAUUGGAAAAUUUAAUUAUUUUUUUUUUUGCUCAAGUUGUUUCAUCAGCAUACUUUCUGUACUUCAGCUUUUAAGGACAAACAGAUUGGGU
Melospiza melodia melodia is the source of this 1509-nucleotide messenger RNA. RefSeq names its product peripherin 2 (gene PRPH2). Bases 1 to 1065 code for a protein of 354 amino acids. NCBI's taxonomy places the organism in Eukaryota, Metazoa, Chordata, Aves, Passeriformes, Passerellidae. Gene Ontology annotation, cellular component: plasma membrane. The record is from RefSeq and is a predicted model, not a curated record. The transcript has 3 exons. Gene Ontology annotation, biological process: visual perception.